Molecule: messenger RNA, 1644 nt
Organism: Aspergillus niger
Lineage: Eukaryota; Fungi; Ascomycota; Eurotiomycetes; Eurotiales; Aspergillaceae
Exons: 7
Coding region: 1-1644 (547 amino acids)
Source: RefSeq, a predicted model, not a curated record
AUGAACAAUCGGGAAACCGGCCGUGAGCUCGUCCCUGUGGGGCCCCAGGCCAGACAGCCUAUGAUCGGCCGUGAGUUCACGGUGAACCGACGGCAACAGCUUCACGAGUCGAAUCGAAACCGUCGUCCCGUAAUGGGCGACCAGAGCAACCCCCCGGACAUCCCAACGUACGACAACCCCGAUUCAUACAGAUUUAUGAUUUCCAGCCGGAGAACUGACGGUCGCAACUCCGAUUCCGCAUCAUCAAGUAGCGGGAUAAGCACAGCAGUGUCUCCAGGACCAUCCACCCUAGUCAGCACAGGCAUUAGCACCGAUCAAACAACCCCAUCGGACCCACAGACCGAAUUUAGACUACCUGGUGAUGAUGGAGAUAUCAGAGCAACGUCGCUGGACCGCAUGUCCCAGGUGAACCUCUCCCCGGUUUCGACGAACAGCGAGUAUAACGAGCCGGUGUUCAUGAUCGGCAGCGACCCUAAAGAGAAGGUCCCGACAUUGAUGGCCCUGGACACACAAGCAUCAGCCAAUUUGAUGGAUGUUGAUUUACAGCGGGAGUUGAAGUUAGAGAUCGAGCGUUGCGAUCAGGAACUCGUCCCAUUGCAGACAAAAACCGGCAAAGACAGAAUCAAGCCGAUCGGCAUUGCAAAAGGCGUUGAAUGGCACUUUGCACAACGUGAGAAGACAUUCACCAGCGACUUCCUGGUUGUGGAUAUGAAGAAUUAUAACAUCAUCCUGGGAAGAAAGGAUAUCAAGAGAUUGAGAAUCCUCAAAUCCGGACCUGGCCUUGAACGGCUAAGGACAGCUGCGGAUAUUGCAUCACACCGUGACACUUUUAAUUCCCAUGAAUGUGGAUAUGGACAUGUCAUCGUCAACUACGUACUUAAUGUGAAUGGAUCUUUUUUUGCGUCCAUUUCUCGUUUCCCUCCGGUCGCACAUCCCCGCACCGCUAUCGGCAACGAUCCUUUCAUGCAAAAGAAACUACUGGCGCCAAUGAUUCGUUCUCUGUGUGAGGCCAUCCACAGACAGCAGCUCGAAGCUUACGCUUCCUCUGGGGUGAACCGACAGAGCCGUAACAGCAAGCAAGUACACCCAACGCAAAGCCAUGCCUCGGCGCGCUCACCAGUCAUAAUCACUCAGACAGGACCCAAGAGCAUAGAAAUCCGUUGCAUCAGGCCAGAAGAUGAAGACACCGUCUAUCUAAAGGCUGCUUUCUCUGAGCAAUUGGACGUCAAUAUUCUCACGCAGAGGGGGCUCCAAAGGUUGGAAGGAAUUCUGCUGCAGCGCAAUGAGAUACCCAAAACGUUCUACGAUUCCGAUAGCGUUUCAUACACCGUGCGCGAUGUAGUCCGCCUAAGUAUUGGGAAGAAAAGCGAAACCAAACUGUGGAGACAAGAUUUCUACGUUUCCCUGAACGACGACGAAGCGCGCUUGGAUACCCAGUAUGAUGCGAUUCUAGGGACUCAGUGCAGUGUCGGACGGUUCACGGAUAAGAAUGCCCUUCCAGUUGCUGUUACCCAGCUCGCAUCGCAGAGUGCAAAUGAUAAGGCGGCCCAGGAGAAAAAGAAGCGGGAGAAAGAGGAAGCUUUGGCGAAGAAGAACCAGCAGUUGCGUGAACAGCAGAAAAAGCAGGCUUCUCAGGGUAGAUAA